Messenger RNA from Lingula anatina, 587 nucleotides. RefSeq lists its product as uncharacterized. The record is from RefSeq and is a predicted model, not a curated record. NCBI's taxonomy places the organism in Eukaryota, Metazoa, Brachiopoda, Lingulata, Lingulida, Lingulidae.
ACGUUCUCACCUCCAGAUGGCGCUGUCAGUAAUACCACGGUCAGUGUGUUUAAUGCCCAGAGAACCAAGACGCCUACAGGAGAGGCUCACACCAUCCGAGGAUUUGCUUACACCACGGAGGAGCCGGGGAAACUGGCAGUGAAACUGGACGGAGUACCUGUGAAAGCUCCAUAUUGGAUUAUUAAGCUGGGUCCCCAGACGUUUUCUACCAAUGGUCAGUACGAGUAUGCAGUGGUCACAGAUAACUUCCGGGUCACGCUGUUCGUGUUGGCGCGCGAUCCGGAAGGUUUCAAGCUGAAGUACGAUCAGGAGGUCAAGCAAUUUGUGAAAGAUGCUGGAUUUACGGAAUGGUUAAACGAACCGUUGGAGACAUACCAAGGAAAUGACUGCCUCUAUGCACAGCCUCCACAGUGAAAUAUUCUGUUCCUUUUGUGGUUUCAGUUGUAUAUGAAGACUUUUGUGAGGUAGAGUAAUAUGAAGGACAAUGUUUUCAGUGACUGUUACUUAAUAUCAGCCACGAAAUGAAAGAUGAGGCAUUGUACAAUUCUAUUUUGUAUUCUUGUGAUUCUAAAGCAUCCAUUUUUAUA